UUGUUAUGUACAAGUGGAGUACAAAGGUUUAACUCACAAUAUGGCUGUUGUAGUAACUCCUGGUGAUCGUCAACCAUUGUUAGGCUUACAAGCAUGUGAGGAAUUGAAGCUUGUAAAGAGAGUCCUGAAUGUCAAAACAGAAUCAAAGUAUGCAAUAGUAGAUGACUAUGAAGACGUGUUUGAAGGGUUAGGAUGUGUUCCUGGAAAGCAUCAUAUCACGCUAAAAGAACAUGCUCAACCUGUACAACAUGCAUGUCGAAAAAUUCCAUUUCCACUGCGAAAUCAGCUCAAGGAUGAGCUAGAUAAAAUGGAACGACUUAAAGUUAUCACACCAGUGGAUGAACCAAGUGAUUGGGUGUCGUCGCUCGUGGUGGUGAUGAAGAAAAACAAUCAGCUUCGAGUAUGUCUCGAUCCAAGAGAUCUAAAUAGGUCCAUAAAAAGAGAGCACUACCAGUUACCAUCAAGAGAUGAAAUAACAGCACAGUUUGCAGGAGCUAAGUACUUCAGCAAAUUUGAUGCGUCCUCAGGUUUCUGGCAGAUAGAGCUAGAUGAGGAAAGCUCAAGGCUAUGUACUUUCAUAACGCCAUUUGGGAGAUACAGAUUUCUCAGGUUACCAUUUGGGGUCUGCAGUGCUCCAGAAGUGUUCCACAAGAUUGUGCAUAAUUUGUUCGCACACAUACCUGGUGUCAACACAAUGAUGGAUGUCAUAGUAGUAUGGGGGUCAACCCAACAGGAACAUGACACCAGACUGAAACAGGUCCUUGACAUAGCUCAGGAAGCAAAUCUCAAACUCAACAGAGACAAAUGUGAGUUCAAUGUGAGCCAAAUGACAUUCAUUGGCGAUGUGAUCAGUGGAUUUGAACAAGGUGUUCAACCUGAUCCAAAGAAGGUUGCAGCCAUAUUGAACAUGGAAAGACCACAGAACAAGCAAGAUGUUCAAAGGUUCUUAGGUAUGAUUAACUACCAAGGAAAGUUCAUACCAGAUCUAUCCACAAAGUGAGCCUCGCUGAGAAGUCUUCUUGAGAAAAGAAAUAAGUGGAUGUGGCAAGAUGCACAAGAAAAAGCUUGGUGUCAACUCAAGGAAGCUCUGACACAAGAACCAGUGCUCAAUUUCUAUGACAGCACAAA
Molecule: messenger RNA, 1128 nt
Organism: Strongylocentrotus purpuratus (purple sea urchin)
Lineage: Eukaryota; Metazoa; Echinodermata; Echinoidea; Camarodonta; Strongylocentrotidae
Exons: 2
Coding region: 41-1000 (319 amino acids)
Source: RefSeq, a predicted model, not a curated record